Molecule: messenger RNA, 1197 nt
Organism: Macrosteles quadrilineatus (aster leafhopper)
Lineage: Eukaryota; Metazoa; Arthropoda; Insecta; Hemiptera; Cicadellidae
Exons: 1
Coding region: 1-1197 (398 amino acids)
Molecular function (GO): nucleic acid binding
Source: RefSeq, a predicted model, not a curated record
AUGGUCUCCGAAGAUUGUAAUAAAGAAAAUAUAUCAAAAGAAGCAACAUUUUCUUCAUCUCAAAGGAAAAUAUCCCACAAAAAGUGGAUAACUGAUCUAGACCAAUUCGACAAGGACGUAGUCCGAAGAACUGUUUUUGAUUUCUACGAAAGAGGAGAGUACCCGACCUGCAGGAAGUUGAAGAUUGUGCUAAAAGAAAAAAUUGGAUUUAGUGGAAGUAAAGAUUCUGUAUGUAAGAUACUUAGAGAUGUGGGAUUUAAGUUUAAAAAGACUAACAACGGCCGAAAAUUCUUAAUAGAACGGUCUGAUAUUGUCGCUUCCCGGGUAGUAUUUCUAAGAAAGAUGCACGAUUUAAGGCGGCAGGAAACUCCUCUCCCAAUUGUAUACCUGGAUGAGACGUGGGUAAACCAAAACCAUGCAAGAAAGUGUAUUUGGGAAAGCUUAGAUGGCAAGGGAGGGUUUCGGGUUCCAGUAGGGAAGGGUUCUAGGCUUGUCGUGUGUCACGCUGGGUCAGCUAAAUAUGGUUUUAUAAAAGACGCACAGCUCGUAUUUCAAUCAAAAAGUAAUGUCGAUUAUCACCAAGAAAUGAACCAUAUAGUUUUCCACGAAUGGUUUCUCGAUUUACUGAGAAGCCUAGAAGAGCCAUGUAUUAUUGUAAUGGAUAAUGCCAGCUACCAUUCGAAACAACUUAACAAAAUUCCAAGUUCAAAAUCUAGAAAGGCAGACAUUGUGAAGUGGCUAUCAGAUAACGGUAUUGAUCACAAUCCAGUCCACACAGUAGCAGAACUCCUCACCACCGUGCGGCAGCAUAGGCACAGCUUUCCUCCACGGUACGAACUGGACGAGCUUGCGUUGCAGAUGGGUCAUGAGGUUAUUCGCCUACCACCCUACCAUUGUCAAUACAAUCCCAUAGAGCUAAUUUGGGCUCAAGUGAAAGGGGAGGUGGCGCAAAAAAACACGUCUUUCAAAAUAAAGGAUGUCAGGAACCUUCUAGAAAAUGCCAUGAACCAUGUAACAGUAGAAGACUGGAAGAAAUGUGUAAUUCAUGCUGAAAAUAUCCAGGAAGAAGAUUUUUUUAAAGAAGGACUUCGUGACGAAAUCAUGGAACCAUUUAUUAUAAAUCUGCAUGAUGACACUGACUCUGAUGGCUUAAGCGAAGAUGAUGGUGAAUAUCUUUCCAGUUAUGAGAGUGAAUGA